CAUAUCUUUACUUGUUGGCUUUUCCGUACUCUGAACACCUGAAAUCAUAAUUAAUGUCUCUGCAGCUUCAUGAUCGUGAAUUGGUGGUGGUGUUCCAGACGCGCGUUGACAAUUUCUAUAUGAAGAUUCAGAAUGAGAAGGUGAAUAUAACAAUUGAUCAUCAUUUUCAGGUAAAUUAUCCGUUUGCACGUAUAAUUCUGACGGUAUAGUGUGA
Messenger RNA from Rhizophagus irregularis DAOM 181602=DAOM 197198, 214 nucleotides. Lineage: Eukaryota; Fungi; Glomeromycota; Glomeromycetes; Glomerales; Glomeraceae. The record is from RefSeq and is a predicted model, not a curated record.